UGCGAGGCAGCAGUGUUAUGUUUCGCAGGGACAUCGGAUAAGUGCUUGUUUCGCCUGUGUGCUCUGCUUGUGACAAAAAGCCUGCAAACAAUUUUUUGGUUCAGUGGAGCCGUCUGAACCUGGAUUUGAACAGCAAAUCGCCAGUGGAUCUUUGCAAAUUUCACCCAGAUACCGAUUUCGCAGACGUGACGUUGGGACAAUGGAAUCUAUCCCGGACAGUAUCCGCCCUCAGAGACUACAGCCAGGGAUCGGGUUUGGUUCAGGAUCAACCGGGACCCUGCGCUCCUCUCUCCGGCCCGGGGUUACAGUUCCCAUCGCUCCGCUGCUGCCCUCCCCGGCCUCUCUGUGCGCCUCCUCCGGGCCUCCUCCGCCACCUCCGCCGCUCCAGCUCCACAGCCUGUACGGCACUAUGGGUGGAGGUGGUGGGCUGGGACCGGGGGCUGCCGGGCUCUGUAACCCGGGGAACCCGACGGUCUUGAAGGAAGCGGUCGAGGCUGUGGUCCGCAGCUUCGCCAAGCACACGCAGGGUUAUGGCAGAGUGAAUGUGGUGGAAGCUUUGCAGGAGUUUUGGCAGAUGAAGCUGACCAGAGGCGCAGACCUGAGGAAUGGGGCACUGGUGGUUUAUGAAAUGGUCCCGUCCAACAACCCGCCGUACGUUUGCUAUGUCAGUCUGCCAGGAGGAAGCUGCUUUGGAAGUUUCCAGUUCUGUCCAACCAAGGCGGAGGCGAGACGUAGCGCCGCCAAGAUCGCCUUGAUGAACUCUGUCUUCAACGAACAUCCGUCCCGCCGCAUCACAGACGACUUUAUUGAAAAGAGCGUGUGUGAGGCUCUGGCCUCCUUCAACGGAAACCGGGAGGAGGCUGACAAUCCCGGCACAGGAAUCGGGGCAUUUCGCUUCAUGCUCGAGUCCAACAAAGGAAAAUCCAUGCUGGAGUUUCAGGAGCUGAUGACUGUGUUCCAGCUGCUGCACUGGAACGGGAGCCUCAAGGCCAUGAGAGAGAGACAAUGUUCCCGACAGGAAGUGCUGGCUCACUAUUCCCAUCGGGCAUUGGAUGAUGACAUGCGCACCCAAAUGGCUGCUGACUGGGUGAACCGGGAGCAGGGAGUUGCGGGCACUAUCGCUCAGGAGCUGGCCUCGACAGAGCGCGAGCUGGAGGAGGCCAGGCUGGCGGGCAGAGAACUGCGUUUUCACAAGGAGAAGAAAGACAUCCUGAUGCUGGCUGUGGGCCAGCUGAACGCGGCCAACACGGCCACGCUGCCCUCACACUGAGGGGAGAAGGCCUUCGCUCCCCGUAGCAUCCCUGGUAACAGUAUUGAACACUCCUUAGAAACCAUGGUGUCGACUUUAAGGUUUUGUAUCUUACACAAAGUUACGAGAAGCAGAUAUUCAAGCCUUGUUUAUGCACAUCCGACCCCCCUCAUACCGAGCAUUUACCGCUACUAGCCGUUACCUCUUUGUGCCUAGUGAUUACAGGACAAUAGUGCUUUCUUUUGAUUACCUGUAAGUGUGCUUGGCGUACCAGCUGACCGGGGUUUACAUGUUUUAUGCAUUUUCAUUACUCCAAGCUGUCCUUACUCAAGCUCAAUUUGACGUCAUAGACCUUGAGAGACAAAGCCUGCCUUUCUUCAGUGAAUGUACGGGACAUAUGGUGUUAUGACCCACCAAGCCAAACACAUCCGAUCAAGGUAUGAGUCGUUCUUAAAUCACAUCGGUGCAUUGGGUGUGUUUGCUCGCACAGAAUAUUCUGGAUAAGGUCGUAUUCAAGUUACGUGGAUCCUCAAAAUAACGAUAACAUCCAUGUGUGCAUGAAUAAACACAAAUAUUGCCAUAGAAAAGACUUACUUAGAGAGAAAAUUCAGCAGUGAAUGAGAUAAAGUGUGCGCAUGCAUCAGCGUGUCACAUCACAGUAAUCAUAAUGUGGUUUCUCACAAUAGGCCUGUCUAUUGUAAUGCCAGUAUGGUGCUAGUAUGUGCCAGAUGUUAUCAGAAUCUGAAUGUGCAUGGAAACACACCCGUUAUCUCUUGUAAUGUUUGGGUACAUGGCAAAAAUAUCAGCUGGUUACUGAUUGCUUUGACAAAAGCUCAGGUAUCUGAAAAAAUCAGAUGGCGAACCCUUACCACACGCUCAGUUUUAUUAUUUUUUUUUUUUUUUGUGAUGAAGGCUUAUGAAAACUAUUCUGGCAUUCAUUGUAUGUCUUGUGACCAUGGAACUAGCAGAAUGUAUAUUUUCAGUGUAUUUCAACUAAAGGACCUUUAAAGCAAUGCUCCUCUUGCUAUUUAAUGUACACUUUAGGCGAGAGUUGGUGUUGUAAUGCUGAUUCUGUCGGUUCACGGCACAGAGGGAAACAUUUCCACUGAAACUGAGAAGGAUCGAUGUGUGGUGAACGUGGAAUAUUUUAGCAAAGCGGGGGGUGUUUCAGCAGAAACAACCACCAGGCUGCUCGCACACAGCGGUGGCAGCAGCAGGGAGUGGGGGGGGGGGUUUGUACAGCCAGCAGGGGAGACAGUUUGGGUUUUUAACAAUCUGGUUCAUCAUGUAUUGUGAGUCACACACACACACACACACACACACACACAGAGAUGCACUUGUGGUUUGACUUUUGAAGUAUAUUUGAAGUAAAAUUGUAUGUUAGCAGUGCGAGUGUAAGUCGGCGGGGCUGAAAACUCCAGUAUGUUUCUUAAAAGUUGCAUUUAUCACCUUCCGGCUUCUUUCACGACACAGUCACCUAGAGGGACCUGCGUUUUCUUUUGCAUAAAAAAAUGAUUUCCUAGGUAUUUGUUUCUGUCUCGAUGGUCUCUUGAUUCAGUAUUGCUGUCUAGAUGAAGGCAUUUUCAGCAAGCGGUUCUUUUAAAGACUCCAUAUAAUGGAAAUUGGAGCGUUGUUAAUAUUAUGUGGCUGUGAUUUCAGAGGAGCUGUGGCCAGGAGUUAUGCAAGUUAAACAGCAGGAGGGCACAUCUUCUCACCGGGUGCUGUUUGGGCAACACAAGCAGCUGAUUACACACAAUUUGAGGGUAUAGCAGAUU
Molecule: messenger RNA, 3024 nt
Organism: Myripristis murdjan (pinecone soldierfish)
Lineage: Eukaryota; Metazoa; Chordata; Actinopteri; Holocentriformes; Holocentridae
Gene: lix1l
Product: limb and CNS expressed 1 like
Exons: 6
Coding region: 200-1270 (356 amino acids)
Biological process (GO): autophagosome maturation
Cellular component (GO): cytoplasm
Source: RefSeq, a predicted model, not a curated record